CAUUGAAUUGAAGAAGACGUGCGCGCGCACAGACAAAGAAGAAAAGAAGAGAAAAAGAAGGAUGAAAUUCAUUCAAGACAAAUGAGACAGUUACGUCAGCGGCACGAGAGGGGCGCGUGCACUCAGGGUUUGUUUUAAUUGUUUGUUUUUUUUUAAUGAUCGAUUGGAUUACAAAAAAGUUGUUGGCCUUGAUUUUUUUUUAAAAUGCACCUUGUGGGAAUAGCUUUCUUACUGGCAUACCUGCUUCACACUGACUUGAGUUACUGCGAAUAUUCUGAUGAUGAUGAAGAGGAGCACAUGGAUGAGGCGGACUCUCCUUCAUUACCAGACAUGGAACAGAGGUUGCGCUCAGCAUCCAGUGUUGAUGAACUGAUGCGUCUCAUCUACCCUUUAUACUGGGCUGCUCUGAAGUGUAGAUCUAAACUACCAUUUGCUGCUAUGUCCAAACUGUCUCAGCGCCUGAGCCCAUUAGCAGAAACGGAUGAGACAACCUUUGCCGCUGCCUACCUCAACUUGGAUGUUCUCAAAAGUAUAGAGUCAGAGUGGAGAAAAACCCAGUGCAUACCCAGGGAAGUGUGUGUCGACGUGGGCAGGGAGUUUGGUGCACCCACCAACAUCUUCUAUAAACCACCAUGUGUGUCCGUCUACAGAUGUGGAGGAUGCUGCCACUCAGAGGACAAACAAUGCAGGAAUAUCUCCACUGGUUAUGUCAGCAAAUCUAUUUUUGAGAUCACAGUACCUGUCACCCAAGGCACCAAGCCUGUAACGAUCAGUGUGGCCAAUCACACGCAGUGCAGGUGUUUGUCCAAACUUGACACGUACAAACAAGUCCACAGCAUCAUCAGGAGAUCCUUUCCUGAGUGCCCAAUAGUCAAUCAGGCAUGUGCCCAAGAUCAAGAUUGGAGCAGCAGACAGUGUCGAUGUGUCAACAUCGCAACCAAUCCUUCCCCAUCAUUGUCCCUUCUGAGAUCACCCCAAGAACUCGACAUAUUCCCAGCUGAUGUGUGUGGCCCGCAUAAGGAAUUGCAUUUGGAAACCUGUCAGUGUGUAUGUCAGCACACAGAUCCGUCUCCAGACUGCGGUGCUCAUCGCCACUUUGACCACAGUACUUGCCAGUGUCUGUGCAACACUCCGCCGACCCACUCAUGCCCUCAGAACCACAUAUACAACAAGGACACCUGCCAGUGCACAUGCAGCAGGACUUGUCCAAAGCACCAGCCACUCAACAAAACAAAGUGUUCCUGCGAAUGUAACGAGUCACCCAAUAAGUGUUUUCUAAAAGGGCGGAGGUUUCAUCAUGCUACGUGCAGUUGUCUCAGGCCUCCAUGUGAAGUCAGGAGACGAAGGUGUGAAGCAGGCUUUUUCUUCAGUGAAGAAGUGUGCCGCUGUGUGCCGUCCCACUGGAGACGACUCGACUAACCACCACAUUCUAGAACACUUAAAGCUGCCGACGAGCAGUUCAAUGGAACACAGACCAUGUCCCCAUGUCCUAUUGACCCAUUGGCCCUGAUUGGACAUCUCCAUGGACUGCAAUGGCAGCUCUUGACUUGGAUGAAAGUGAGUAAGAACCCGGCCACACCGCAGCGUAUUCGACUUUUAUGUUACUUUUGUGAAUCGGUGACAUCACAACCCCCGCCUCUCUGUUUUCUGGAGUUGAUGUUGACGACCAGACGACACUACCGAGGGCUUGCUUUCAAGCUGCGUAAAUUCAUGAUUUUAUUGGGACUUCUACAACAGACUCUUUAGCUUUUACUGCGAGUGUAGCAAGGAAGCUAACUAGGCAUGCCGCCACAGCCAUUGUCCGUAACUAAGACAAGCCUGGCUUUCAAAAACAAACAAGUUUUUCUCCCGUUUUUAUAAUCUUUAUGACAUUAAGAUGGCUAUCAAUACAAAAAAAAUGGCUGCCCUCAACUUAACUUAUAUUUAAUUAUAUUAUCUUUAUUUAUUUGUAAUACAAUAGGCAGCAUUUUUUAUAUUACAAUCAAAAUACUUCAUAAAUUGAGUAUAACAGUCAAUCGCCCUCGCUCUGGAGCACUAUGCAAGAUUUCAGCCAGUGGGGUAAGGAUGAUUGUGAGGAAAAAUGAGGGACCAGCCCAGAAUCGCAAGUGAGGAGAUGAUUAAUGAUGUCAAGGGAGUUGGGAGCACAGUCACCAAGAAAAGCAUUAGCAUUUUGAAAAUGAUUACCCUGGCUGGAGUCUUCCAAAAGCUCAGUUUUAAGGACAAAAUAAAUCAUAAUUAAGGAGAAAAAUACAGUAUGCCUUUAGAAUAUACCUGUGGACAUAGCCUCUCUUCAGUCUUCUUCUCUGGUUUUUUUUUUUGUUUUGUUUUUUCGAGUGGAGAGGGUUGUAUCCUGAUACAACCCCAUGUAGACCGAUAUUUACUAAAAUGGUAAAGAAAGAAAUCUUUUUUGUUUGGGUGUGGACGAGGCUUUCAUGUUUGAAGUGUCUUAUGGUAAACUCUAGACCAGGGGUCACCAACGCGGUGCCCGCGGGCACCAGGUAGCCCCCCACGACCACAUGAGGCGCCCGCAGGCCUGCUUUUCAUUCAGGUUUUCAGUUAAUAAUGUGAGAACACUAGAAAGAAAAGUAUUCUGAAACAUAAAAUGUGAGUUGUGGAUACCAGCAUUUUGUGAAUGUUUUGGUAAAACAAGCAUAUUUGAUUUGUUUGGGUUGAAAUAGGGGUAGGAAAAUCAUUUCGUGGCCAUUUUCAUUUUCUAAAAGUAGCUCUCACAAGAAAAAAUGUUGGUGACCCCUGCUCUAGACCCAAUACUCAAGAAUGAACUGACCUUAGAGAUACAUUUAAACAACACUGCAAACAAUCAGAAGAAUGGAAAUGAAGAUUGAAGAAGAAAGUCACACGAACCUCCGACAAUUAUUUGAUCAAAAUUACUACACGCUGUGAUGAAUUCAUAUUUUUGCGUGAUUAAAAACUUAUUGUAAAAUACUUUUUCUCUUUUUUGCUGUGCCUUUUUUGUCUUAGUUAUUAUCAGCGGUGCUCAGUCUGAAAGGAAUAAACUUCUGUCAAAGCUGAUUGGAAGUGGUACACAAAUGUCUGAGGGGUUGGGGUGGUCACGUCAGGGGUUUGGAGUUAGGUCAGGGGUGUCCAAACUUUUUCCACCAUGGGCAACAUACUGAAAAAUGCAAGGCAAGGGCCACUUUGAUAUUUUGUAAACCAACCCAAGUAUGAAUAAAUUAUAUACUGUAGAAAAAACUGCACCGCAGCUUUGUGAUAUAAAUAAAAGAGCAUAUUAUUACUUUUUCGGUCUUUGCUCUUUUUUUCCCCAUUUUUGCUGUUGUUUUUAUCAUUUUCCCAAUAUUUUCUUUGGAAAUUUUCAUUUCGUAAUAUGACUUUAUUCCCAUAAUAUUUUGACUUUAUUCCCACAAUAUCAUAACUCUUUUCCUAGCCUCAUUUUCCAAAAAUUACAACCGUAUUUUGUUCUGUUUGGUU
This is a messenger RNA of Dunckerocampus dactyliophorus (ringed pipefish), 3447 nucleotides long. It is a transcript of the gene vegfc, whose product is annotated as vascular endothelial growth factor c. Bases 205 to 1419 code for a protein of 404 amino acids. Gene Ontology annotation, biological process: sprouting angiogenesis; vascular endothelial growth factor receptor signaling pathway; induction of positive chemotaxis. Gene Ontology annotation, cellular component: membrane. The record is from RefSeq and is a predicted model, not a curated record. The transcript is spliced from 7 exons. NCBI's taxonomy places the organism in Eukaryota, Metazoa, Chordata, Actinopteri, Syngnathiformes, Syngnathidae. Gene Ontology annotation, molecular function: chemoattractant activity; growth factor activity; vascular endothelial growth factor receptor 3 binding.